Molecule: messenger RNA, 812 nt
Organism: Aphanomyces invadans
Lineage: Eukaryota; Oomycota; Saprolegniomycetes; Saprolegniales; Verrucalvaceae
Exons: 5
Coding region: 23-784 (253 amino acids)
Source: RefSeq, a predicted model, not a curated record
UGACGUGGUCAACCAGGUUGGCAUGUGCAAGACCAAAAGACGACUUUGGUCAGUCAAGCAAGGCCUGGUCCUCGGGACCGACCUGUACUAUGUAGCGUGCGGCAUCCGUCGUUCAUGCUUGAUCGAUUGCAUGCACAUGACCUCGUCGAUGGCCGAGACUGUGUUGGCCGCAUUGACAAACGAAUUUCCAGCAUUUGAACAUGUCGUUGCCAUGUCGGUCGACGACAACAUGUUCUUUGUGCAUCGCGUGCAUUUCGUCCAAGCCAAACUCGUCGACAUUGCAUACGGCUUCACCAACCUCUACGUCGUUGACGUCAACAAGACGCACGUCGACGAGGUUCCUCAUAGGCUGUCGGAUUCAACUGUGAUCAUGCACUUCCUGCAGUUGGUAGUUCGAACUCUGACUGAGCAGUCUCGACCAACAAUCGCCCUACCUGCCGUUGGGACCCCAUCGCACACCGCCGUGGCGGGGCUAUUUCUAAACUACCCCGUCAUCUACUCGUUGGAUACCAAUGGUACAUGUGGCGAGAAUACACUUGCGAUGCAACCUCUGGUUGUGUUUGAGCUCGUGCUAACCAGUCUUCGCACUGGCCAGUCGUCGUCGCUUCUCAAGUACUCGCUACCACAGGCUUUGCUCGUUAAACGAGGCAACCACGUGGGCCUGUUGCGUGCCCACUUGCUAGUUGCUUGCCCAAGGAAGCGCGCUGACGUCGUCGAAGUCUAUCCUCUGUCAAGUUGGACGGUCCAUGUAUCGUACAUCACGUUGCCAUUGGUCGCAUUAUAACUCUAAUUCGAUUGUCGUUCAAAUACAA